GCGCCGGGAAGGCCUCCCCGCCCGGGCGGGGGAAGCCGGCGGCUGCAGCGCGGGAACACGCACUCCGCCUGGCACUGGCGGCUAGGGAUGUCGUCCUGGAUGAGGUGGCAUGCACCCGCCAUGGCAAGGCUCUGGGGCUUCUGCUGGCUGCUUUUGGGCUUCUGGAGGGCAGCUCUCGCUUGCCCAGUGUCUUGUAAAUGCAGUGUUUCUCGGAUUUGGUGCAACGACCCUUCUCCUGGCAUCGUGGCUUUCCCGAGGUUGGAGAUGAACAGUGCAGACCCUGAGAACAUCACCGAAAUUUUCAUUGCCAAUCAGAAGAGGUUAGAAAUUAUCAAUGAAGAUGAUGUUGAAGCUUAUGUGGGAUUGAAAAAUCUGACAAUUGUGGACUCUGGAUUAAAAUUUGUGGCUUCUAAAGCAUUUCUGAAAAACAGCAACCUGCAGCACAUCAAUUUCACCCGAAAUAAACUGACGAGUUUGUCUAGAAAACAUUUCCGUCACCUUGACUUGUCUGAACUGAUCUUGGUGGGCAACCCAUUCACAUGCUCCUGUGAAAUUAUGUGGAUCAAGACACUCCAAGAAAUUAAAUCCAGUACAGAAACUCAGGAUUUGUACUGCCUAAACGAAAGCAGCAAGAAUAUUCCCCUGGCAAACCUGCAGAUACCCAAUUGUGGUUUGCCAUCUGCAAAUUUGGCUGCGCCUAAUCUGACUGUGGAGGAAGGAACGUCUAUCACAUUGUCUUGUAGUGUGGCAGGCGAUCCAUUUCCCAAUCUGUACUGGGAUGUUGGAAAUUUGAUUUCCAAACAUAUGAAUGAAACAAGCCACUCCCAGGGUUCCUUAAGGAUAACUAACAUUUCAUCGGAUGAUAGUGGAAAGCAAAUCUCUUGUGUGGCAGAAAAUCUUGUAGGAGAAGAUCAAGAUUCUGUGAACCUCACUGUGCACUUUGCACCAACUAUCACAUUUCUCGAAUCUCCAACCUCAGACCACCACUGGUGCAUUCCAUUCACUGUGAAAGGCAACCCCAAACCAGCGCUUCAGUGGUUCUAUAAUGGGGCAAUAUUGAAUGAGUCCAAAUACAUCUGUACUAAAAUUCAUGUGACCAAUCAUACGGAGUACCAUGGCUGUCUCCAGCUGGACAAUCCCACGCACAUGAACAAUGGAGACUACACACUCAUAGCCAAGAAUGAGUAUGGCAAGGAUGAGAGACAGAUUUCUGCUCACUUCAUGGGCUGGCCUGGAAUUGAGGAUGGUGCAAACCCGAAUUACAUUGAUCUCAUUUAUGAUGACUCAACGGCGAUGAUUGACAUAGAGGACACCACCAACAAAAGUAAUGAAAUCCCUUCCACGGAUGUUACUGACAAAACUGGUCGGGAACAUCUUUCGGUCUAUGCUGUGGUGGUAAUUGCUUCUGUGGUUGGAUUUUGUCUGCUGGUGAUGCUGUUUUUGCUUAAGUUGGCAAGACACUCCAAGUUUGGCAUGAAAGGUUUUGUUUUGUUUCAUAAGAUCCCACUGGAUGGGUAGCUGGAAUAAAGGAAUGACAGAGGAAGGGGCUGUGGUGUUUGGUGGUUGCUGCUGCCCUGUAAGCUGAACUCUUGGGACUGCUGUUGGCUUAUCCCGGAAGUACUGCUUACUUGGGAUGCUCUGGUAGAAACGGGAGGUGCUUGGCGGAUGUACUGUCUGGAGCCUGCUUUUUUGUGAGCUGUGAUUGGGGAACACCAAGGCAGAGGCAGCUCUCAGGCAACUGAAGAGCAACGCAAGAAAACAAAACAAAACCAAACAAAAGAGGAUCCCUUAAAUGAAUCCCUCUCUUCUGUUCUUACACCUAGUUCAAAUCCAAAAUUGAAAUAAGAUUCCAUUGGAUUGUGUUGCUUUUCUGAAAGGUGUGGAUGUCUCCAUGUCAAUUGCUUGCUUAUUAAAAGUGAACUGAAAAAAGUAUCUAUAUAAAGUUAGGGAUAGGUAUAAAUGCACACUAAAAACUGUAAUAGAUAUUUAAUCUAUUUCAACACCAUUUCCUGUUGUUCUCUAACCAGCUGUGACUCCAAGGAGUUUUGCCUUUUCUACGUACUGUGAUACAGAUACUUAAAGAGAGUGAACACAUCAUUGUUCCAAGGACUUUGUGGUAUUAUUGAAAGAUGCUUUUCUUUGUUUGCAGGAAAAAAAAAAUCCACUUUUUUUUUGCUUAGGUUUCAGCAUCACACAAUACUAGUGAAUAUUUUAAGGUUCAUCCACAGGCUAAAAGAAAAAAGAGGAGGGCAGCAGCAAAAACCAAAACAGCUGCUACUCCAUCAGGGCUUUCAAUUCAGGUUAGGCAUAAUCAGUUUCAGCAUAACAAAGAGUAGUCUAUAUGCAUAUGGUGAAAUUGUAACCUUGUUCCUUCUCAUUUGCCCUCUGUGAACCACCUGCUUUUUAGAAGUCCUCCUAGGGAAAGGCCACAGUUUCUCAUGCUGUUUGCAUUACAGAGCUGCAGCUUUUCUAGUCAGAAAAGGCCUGGAAGCAGAAAGGCAAACCUGCUGUGAGCUGGAGAGAAUAGACUAAGAAGGCCAGUGCCCCUGCAGCAUUCUGCCCUACCGCUGGGUUUUCAUGGGCAGAAUUGCUUGUCCUGACCCCAGCAGCACCGAGGUGACAGACGCUUUCUUAUGGCCUUCCUCAUUGCUGAGAGGGCAGCCUCAGAGCUACAGAUUGCUGUGUCCCCACUAUGUUCUGUCCUAGGAACACCUGUUUCAUUCAUCUGGACCUCACAGUGACCUUCAUAAGCUCUGUUUGUCUGGGCCACACAGUUUUCCUAUCUUGAGUCCUGAAGAGAGGCAUGGCUUCUAGGCUACCCGACCUGGCCCCUCCUUACUCCCAUUGUGAGAGACACUUCAGCCUGGAACAUUGCAUUUGAGAAAACACAAUCAUCUCUAUUAGGCAUUCCCAUCUACACUAUGGUUGAAUUGGAAACUGAUUAACAUGUUAAAACCAAUGUUUUGCUGGGCUCCAGUGGCUCACACCUGUAAUGCUAGCUACUCAGCAGGCUGAGAUCUGAAGAUUGCUCUUCAA
Molecule: messenger RNA, 3036 nt
Organism: Dipodomys spectabilis (banner-tailed kangaroo rat)
Lineage: Eukaryota; Metazoa; Chordata; Mammalia; Rodentia; Heteromyidae
Gene: Ntrk2
Product: neurotrophic receptor tyrosine kinase 2
Exons: 12
Coding region: 88-1518 (476 amino acids)
Biological process (GO): trans-synaptic signaling by neuropeptide, modulating synaptic transmission; cellular response to brain-derived neurotrophic factor stimulus; multicellular organism development
Cellular component (GO): axon; signaling receptor complex; plasma membrane
Molecular function (GO): brain-derived neurotrophic factor binding; brain-derived neurotrophic factor receptor activity; ATP binding
Source: RefSeq, a predicted model, not a curated record